Sceloporus undulatus (fence lizard) is the source of this 1904-nucleotide messenger RNA. RefSeq names its product tetraspanin 10 (gene TSPAN10). Lineage: Eukaryota; Metazoa; Chordata; Lepidosauria; Squamata; Phrynosomatidae. Gene Ontology annotation, cellular component: membrane. The transcript is spliced from 3 exons. The coding region runs from base 190 to 1242 and encodes 350 amino acids. The record is from RefSeq and is a predicted model, not a curated record.
CACAGCAAGCAGGAGUCAGUCUCUUUAAGCCCCAAAAUGUGAUUUCUCACAUGAUAUGAGUAUGACUGUGGGGCUUUGCUUUAAAGUUUCCCUCCCUUGUAUGGCUUAUGAUGUCUAGUUGUUUUUUUCUUAUUUGGCACAGAGCAGUGCAAAAUUAUUUCAAAUUAACCACACUAUAGCCUGGGAAAUAUGGCAAAGAAACUUAUUACAUUUUCCAGGACUUUCCUGCAGGCACUGUCUUUUCAGAGCAACAAAAAAGGAGACAAUGAAACAAGAGCUUUGCUACCAAAGACAGACAAUCUGGAUGCACAAGGCUCUCCUCCAAAUCCCAGUAGAGAAGAAGCUGGCUGUAGUAGAAAACAGAAAGGACAGUGGUGUCUGCAUCAUUCUUCCCAUCAUCACCUGGAUUCACUUACUCGUUGUGUUAAAUACUUUACCCUUGUUUGGAACCUGGCUUUCUCCAUUACAGGACUGCUCAUUUUGGCUAUAGGGCUCUGGGGUCUUUCAGACAAAGAGUCCUUGGCAAGUGAACGGAUAACUCAUUUGGGCAGUGACCCAAUGCUCUUUUUUGUAUUAGUGGGCCUAGCAGUGAGCACUAUGUCUCUACUGGGUUGUACAGGAGCCCUCUUUGAGAACACCUGCCUUUUGAAGUUUUUUUCUGGAGGAAUCAUCAUGUUUGUAAUCCUGGAAACCAUUGGUGGAAUGACACUCUUUUCCCUAAGAAACCAAAUCAAGGCCUCCUUGCAAAAUUCCCUCAUGGUGGCAGUGCUACGAUACCAAGAUGACCUAGAUCUCCAGUUCAUUAUGGAUGAAAUUCAGUCAGGCUUACAGUGCUGUGGAGUGGAGUCCUACCUAGACUGGAAAACAAAUCUGUAUUUUAACUGCAGCUCUCCAGGUGUGCAAGCCUGUGGUGUUCCAGCUUCCUGUUGCCUGGAUCCACGGGAAAAUGGCACCAUCCCAAAUUCCCAGUGUGGCUUUGGCGCCCUGGUCCUGGAGGAGUUUGUGGCUCAGAGCACCAUCUAUCUUGGAGGCUGUGUUCCCCAGCUGAGCAGAUGGUUUAAUAAUCAUGCAAGAGCAAUUGCAUUCUAUUUUGUGUUUCUGAUUCUGAUUGAAGUAGGAAGCUUAUUACUGGCCACUAAGCUUCUGGCAGGCAUUACCUUUGCUAAAACCCGCGAUGACAGUGGGAGGGAGGGAGCAUAUUGGUUCUCCUCUUACCAGACACAAAGGAGAUUUUAUACCUGAUCCUUUGAGGACAGCAAAUCCAGAAUACUGCAAGACUCCUGUCAUCAUUUACUUAUUAAUUUCAGAGAGUAGGAUAUGAAGGACUGAGAGCACCUUUACACUUUAAUUCCUCUUGCUUGUGCCCUUUCUUAUACUUCUCACAGUCUCUGGCUGGAAUUCAUCCUGCUCCCUCCUUCCUGCCAUUUUCUCUUCCAUCAAUGCUACAUUUCCAUUCAAUGUCCCUCAGGGCUUCUGGGCAUGGCCACAAAGAUAGGGAAGGUAUUGAAGAACAGAAGUGACUUGGCCUUGAUUGCUGGGAGAAACCUCUACAUGCAGGCAGCUCCCCUACAAACUGCUUUUCCAUAAUCUUUUUUGAAAGCCAGUUUCUGAUCUGGGCAUAGGAACAAAUUCACACCUAAAAAUGGCUUCAAGAAAAGUGGGGCUAGAUAAAGUGUAUUUCAUCAGCCUCCCUCCCCCACCUUCCCAAGGCCCAUAUGGCAGCAAGAAUUAUGAAACUACUCCCCCAAGGGAAUUCCACUGGUUUCCCUCUCUGCUUGCCUUUCAGCCUGUGAUACAAACCUAUCUAUCUAUUACAGUGGAUCAUUGCAAAUGCCUUUUACUGUGGUCCAAAACACACUGCAGAAAUAAUCCAGUUUGAAACUGCUUUAAUGGCCCUGGCUCAG